Messenger RNA from Ochlerotatus camptorhynchus, 1357 nucleotides. RefSeq names its product TPR-containing protein DDB_G0280363-like. The transcript has 4 exons. The coding region runs from base 32 to 1357 and encodes 441 amino acids. Lineage: Eukaryota; Metazoa; Arthropoda; Insecta; Diptera; Culicidae. The record is from RefSeq and is a predicted model, not a curated record.
GAGAUUUAAAUGCUGGAAAACGAGGAUUGAAAUGAAGCUGUGUGUGAUCGUUACCUUCUUCGCGCUGACGAUCGCCUGCACGUAUGCUGGCAGCAUCAACUCCUCCAUCGUUAGCAACAUCAACAGCAGCAGCAACGACAUCAGCGAGCAACAUCGUCCGGCAAAACAUCGCACGGCACGACUUGUACGCGAGUUCCCAUCCAACAUCGGCCAGCGGCUGCAAUCGAUCGAGUACCCAUCGUACAACAUUCCCAAUCCAUACGGACCCGGAACGUAUGCUUUUGGAUAUGAAAUCGAGGAUCCUCAAACGGGCAACGUUCAGUUUCGUGAUGAGGAAAAGUUUCCGAAUGGAACCGUCCGGGGUGCAUAUGGCUACAUGCAACUGGAUGGGAGCGUGGUGAUCACACGUUUCUACGCGGAUUUAUUUGGAUAUCAUGCCAAUACCGAAAUCAGACAAUCGGAUGGGCAACUUAUCUCAUCGUUCCCUGGAAGAUCUCCAACUUCGGUCAACCGAAAUCCAUCCAACAACAUCCCAGCAACUUACAAUCCGGCCCUAAACGCAGACUACAUCGACCCCCAGUACAGUGCAGCCAUUCUAGGCCAUAUCAAGAAUCAACAGUUCAACCCAACGCAAGGUCUAAUGCAGUACCCUAACGGGAUUUCACCUUCACAACCAUUCCAAGUUCAAGAUGCCCCCAUUUCCCCAAUGCCAUUGCUCCCGUACCAAGCCCCAGCCAAUGGAAACAUCUUUUCGAAUUUCUUCAACCAGUUCCCCUCGAAUCUGAGCCCUUCAAAUUUGUACAACAAUCUUCAAUCGACCUUCCCGAACAUCAUACCUCAACAGAACCCGCUGAAUACGUUAGCUACCAACGUCCAAAAUGGUUUCCAGCAAUUCACUCAGAACAAUCCGUUCGGAAAUUUCGUCAGCAAUGCUCAGUCUCAACUGCAGCAGUUGGUGCCGCAGAAUAAUCCCCUGGCCGGUUGGUUCAACGGAAAUCGUUUGGGACAACUGCAGCAACAGCAGCAGCUGCAACAACAACAGCAGCAGCAGCAGCAGCAGCAGCAGCAGCAGCUCUUCCUACAGCAGCAACCCGGAGCCGGACUGGUUCUUGGCGAUACGGGACUGACCUCAGGCUACUUGAACGGACAAAGGAUACCGACGACGAAGCGCAGACGUAUCAUCCCCACCACCAAGAGGAGGAGACAUGGUCUCAAGACGCGGAUCGGAGCGGAAGACGAUUGGUUGGACGAGUUUUUGGAGAGCCGUAAGCGGGAGAUGAUCUACGGGUUGACGACCACUCCGAAGACAGUUUCGACGGCGACCGUGCCCAUCAAGGCCAGUGGAGUACCUACCUGA